CAUUAAUAUGCCAAGUACACCAACCGUUUAAAACGACUAUUUUAACGUGAUGGAAACUGACAUUCAUGUCCAAGACUUGCCAGAGACUAUUGUCCUUAAGAUAUUUUCUUUUGUAGCCAGGCAGCGUAUUUUUAACUUGUUUAGACUACGUCUUGUUUGCAAGAGAUGGUGCCGUCUGUCAGAAGAUUGCAGCUUGUGGAGGAAGAUACAUUUUCCGAACUGUGACGAGUUGUCUCUUGACGUGAUGAGGCGCAUGUUGUCCUGGUGUAGUAACGUGAAGGAUGUCAAUCUCUCGAACUGUGCUCGGGUGAAUGAUGAAUGUGUGGAGGUUGUUACCAAAAAGUGCCCCAAUUUGGAAGUCCUUGAAUUAUCAGGCUGUAACUUGUUGAGCGAUUGUGGGUUGGAAGUCAUCUCAAGGAAUUGCAGCCUGCUCAAGUACUUGAGCAUCACGGCAUACAAAGCGAAUGUAUCUUCCAACGCUUUAAAGGAUUUAAUCAGAACUUGCAAAGCACUUCAAGAACUGAUCGUUGUUUGUGUAUCUCGUGAAUGUGACGAAGAAGUCAAUGAUACAUCCUUCUACUUAACCAACAAUUUUUUGGACUCCAUACAGACGAGCAAAAGCUUGAAAAGGGUGCAUUUAAUCAAUGCAGGAAUCAGUGGAGAAGAAAUAGACUUGUCUAGACCCUGCACAUUUAAUUUACUCAGCUUAGGACUGCCUGGCUGUAUGGAACUGAACAAUGAUGUGUUAUGUCAUUUGUCUUACACUUCUCCUAAGCUACAAGUUUUAGACGUCUCUUAUUGUCCUGGUAUAGAUGAUGCAGGUAUUUCGGUUGUUGCCCAGGUUUGUCCAAACCUAGUGCAGCUUAUUGCAAAAGGCUGCCCUUGUAUUACCGAUGUGUCAAUAGAAGCCAUUGCAGGACACUGCAACAUGCUUCAGUGCUUGAAUGUAUGUGGCUGUGAGUUGCCAAGACCUGCAGGGAACAUAACUGACGUCGCAGUGCAAAGAAUUGCUGAAAAGUGUUUUGAUUUAUGCCAGUUAAAUGUUAAAUCUUGCCAGGGAGUCACAGAUUUAGGGAUUUCUGCUAUUGCAACAAACUGUGUUAAAUUGACACAUUUAAACAUCUGUGGUUGCCUGGGAAUUUCGGAUGUGUCUGUUAAACUAGUAGCAACAUUUUGCAACGAUCUGAAGAGCUUAGAGAUGUCAGAAUGCCUGCGUAUAACAAGAGACAGUAUCAAUGACAUUGUGCAAAACUGCAUCAAGCUUGAAUACCUAGACAUGCAAGUUUGCUCUUAUGUAAAUGACUUGGAUUUUAAGUCAGAUAAAAACACACUCCUUGGUCUUUGCCAUGUUGAUCUGUCUUACUGCACCAAAAUCACAGAUAGAACUUUGAAAGUAAUAAGCAAGAGCUGUCCGAGGUUAACCUAUCUUAGCAUUGCUGGCUGCCAUAGAAUCACUGACGCAGGUGUUAGCAGUCUUGCACAGAACUGCCGCGAGUUGCAGUAUCUUGACGCUUCAUUCAGAGGGUCACAGUCCUGUGCCCAGAUCACCAGCACCUCAAUGCUUGCUAUUGCCAUGAAUUGUCCUAAUUUGGUUUAUUUGGAUUUGAUAGGCUGCUCAAAUAUUAGCGAGACUUCCAUUAACACAGUUGUCCAGUCAUGCAGAUAUUUAAACCAGCUUAAUGUAAGUCAGUUUACUGAGAAAAUGGAUUCACAAUUGCUUUUACGCAUAACAAAAUGUAUUUCACAAUAUCGCUCUUCCUGCAGUUGGGAAGAGAUGAUCUCGCCACCCCGAGGAAGAAUGUUAGUUCAGAAUUUCCUCUUCAAACUGGCUGCACCAAAUUUAUAACUUAUCAAUGUUUUCCAAGCAUGUAACCAUGCAGUAUAAAUGACUUUCUUGGAUGUCAAAUUUUGGUUUGGUAUAACAGCAUACAUGUAUCUGAAUUUAGUUAUACAUACAAUAAAAUAUCAAACAAAAUUUAGU
Messenger RNA from Orbicella faveolata, 1981 nucleotides. RefSeq lists its product as uncharacterized. Gene Ontology annotation, molecular function: protein binding. Gene Ontology annotation, cellular component: SCF ubiquitin ligase complex. The record is from RefSeq and is a predicted model, not a curated record. NCBI's taxonomy places the organism in Eukaryota, Metazoa, Cnidaria, Anthozoa, Scleractinia, Merulinidae. Gene Ontology annotation, biological process: SCF-dependent proteasomal ubiquitin-dependent protein catabolic process.